AUGAACACCCAGGCCCUGCGAUCGGCGGGCAGCCGCCUAAAGCCAGACGUAGUCGCCGUCAAAACCUGCGUCCGGUCCUUCACCACCACACAAUCGCGCGCCGCCGACCCCCCAUCCUCAUCAUCCAACGACAACGGUGGUGCUGCUCCCCCGAGACGACCCUCCGGCCGCGAACGAUCCCGCGCCGCGGCCAACGAGAUCAACGAGCUCCUCCGAAGCGGUUCGACCUUCAAGCCCUCCGGCCUCGACGAGAAACCCAAAGUCAUCGACCUCAAGACCCUCCCCUCCCGCCCGGCCGGCUCGAACUUCGUUAAGCUCCCCUCCAGCUUCAGAGGCCGCGGCCGCGGCGGCGCUGGCCUCGGCGGCAGUGGUCCAGGCUCAGGGCCUCAGCGCGGAGGAGGAGGAUUCGGCGGACGGCCCUCGACCUUUGCCGGUGCCGGAAGAGGCGGCUUCGCCGGCCGCGGACGUGGAGGUCCCCGCGGCGGCGGCGGUAGAGGCAGGGGUGGCAGGGGUGGCAGGGGUGGCAGAGGAGGCGGCAGGAAAGGAGGCAGGGACGGCGAGGACUCGUUUAAGGACAAGAGCGACCGCGCCGAGGAGUGGGAGCGCUUCUUCCGCGCCGAGACCAAGGAGGAACACGCCUACUACCGCGCCCGCGACCACGGCGUGCCCACGCAGUUCAACCCCUCCGUCACGGCCGAGUCCCUCCUCGGCUUCGCCCCCGCGCUGGCUCUCGGCUCGUCCGCGCCCGCCAUGCAGUCCGUCGUGCUCGGCCAGCUGCGCGAGGCCGCCGGCAACGCCAUCUACGACCCCACUCGCAGGGCGCUCACGGAGGAGAUCGCGACGCAGCUCGCGGACCGCGGCACGGGUAUGCGGUUCUUCAGCGACCUCGGGGAGAAGGAGGCGUUCUUGAAGGAGGUGAAGGAGACGCCGGAGGAGCAGGCCUCCGUGAACGUCAAGGCCGUCAAGGCGUCGAAGCUGGAGGCCGGCGCGGAGAAGGCUGUGAGGGAGUACAUCCUCGACAAGGCCAUCAAGGGGAAGCACGCGCCGCCCGUGUUCGUGGACGUGACGGACAGGGAUCCGAUGAAGGCUGCUGCUUCGGCGCACGCGCAUAACGAGUCGUAUGGGGCUAUCGAGGCGAGGAAGUUUGAUGCUAAGCUUGCUUCGCUUGUUGCUAGGAAGCCGGCUGCUGCUGCUGUUGCUCCCGCCAAGCGCGCGAAGGCCUGA
This is a messenger RNA of Colletotrichum karsti, 1224 nucleotides long. RefSeq lists its product as uncharacterized. NCBI's taxonomy places the organism in Eukaryota, Fungi, Ascomycota, Sordariomycetes, Glomerellales, Glomerellaceae. The record is from RefSeq and is a predicted model, not a curated record. The coding region runs from base 1 to 1224 and encodes 407 amino acids. The transcript has a single exon.